UUCCCCACUAGGAAUCCUUCAAAUAGCAAAAUUAAUAUCAAAGAAAUAAAACAGAUGUUUAGUGUUUUUGAAAAAAUCUAGAAGUACAAGGUUGAUGUAUCACAGUCUAAACAAUGUUCUAUUAAAUGUGGAAUAAACCUAAUAAUUCUUCAUGCAUCUUCCUCCUCCGCAGCAGUUUCACUGCCAAGUUUAAGACUGCAGCGUUUGCUCUUAGUUUUCUUCCCCAGAGCCUCUCUUUCCAGCUCAGACUACAUUCAGUAGGAGCAGAAAUCUCACCAAUGUGUACAGUAACUUUAAAUCAACUUUCAUUCUGCAAUAUACACUAAUGCUGCUUUUUCACUCCCAUUCUUCAUGUGCAUUCUGGAGAUCAAAGGAAUUAAUAAUAAUAAUGUUAAAAAACCCUAAAAACCUGAACCAACCACUAUGGACAAGGCACAGUAUCUGUUUGACAUUUAUGCAUUUUAGUUUUAAGAGAAAAACACUCUUGAAUGUGUCCUCCAUGUGACAGUGCUCUCCAUAGACAGGUACAUCUACAAACAUCCCAGUGUGUAGACAGAUACAUGGACAAAGAGAGUGGGAGUAGUUACUUUGAAAUAAUGCAUGAACUUAAUUUAUACACAUUUAAGGUUUGUUGACAACUGAUCUCCUCCAUCCCAUACCAUUUUUCUGUCUCAGUGCUGUACAUCCAUAUCUAAUUGAAGGUCUUCUGGUAAUUCCUCUCACCUCCAGAACCUUCUUUGCUGACCACUCCCAAGACUUGAAAGCUUCCCUUAUAAUGGUUUUUCCUUAUCCUGUCCCAAGAUCCCACCUUCUGCUAAUCUCGCCACCCCAGCAUUGGUCUUCCCCUCAUUUCCUGAUGAUCUUGAUCAGAGGUAUUUGUAGGGCAUCCAUCACUAUUAUCUAGACCAAAGAUUUGCAAUCUCUGUUCAAUGGGUCAUUGAGGUUCAGCAGCGUAUUUGAUCAUGGCGUGUUGAGCCGGUUGGUCGUAUGAUGCUGGCCUGUUGUCUUGUUCCCUGCUGCUAAACUGCUUUAAAAGAAGCUAAAACCAUAUUAAUAUUCUUCCUCAUAAGCAAUUGCUCUAGUUAUUACGGGAUGUGAGGUGAUAUGUGGAAGGAGAAGGAGAUCAGUGCGAUUGACUCCUGGGACACCUUCUCUUCCAUUCAUAAUCUCUCUGUUACAAUGUGAUCCACAUUGGGGAGGAAGGAGAAGAAGGGGGAAAGCUUGGGUACUUACGAUAUAGCCACCAAAUACUGUAUUAAGACUCAAGGAGGACCUCCGCUUCUGCUGAUUUGUCUGCAGUCUCAGAUCCUUCCCGUCUAUGACUUCCUUUCCUACAGAACUGCCUUUUCCACUGAUCUCCUUCCCCUUGACCAUUCAUGGGAACUCAUUCUGUUUGUGCUGAUUUGCAUCUUUUUCUGCUGCCCUAGAAACUCGUGUUCUGAUGAUGUCUUCCCCUCCCUGUCACUCUUCUUUGAUGGCCAUCUACAACUCCUCCUUCAUAUCCAGGAAUUCCUCUUUUGCUGAUCUUUCUUAUUCCUCGCUCCCCCUGCACUGAAGUUUCCAGCUGGAUGUUUUAGCUGUGUACACUUCGUGCUUCUUGAAAGGUGACUGCGUGCUGUGUGUUUCAGCAACAUUGCUCACCAGAUGUGACUUUCACUUUUUAUUUAAAAAAGCUAAUUUGGGAGCAAUAAAAACACUUGAAUAACCAUCUGUUUAAUGAUGUGGAUGAGUGUGCCCAAGGGACUGAUGACUGUCAUCCAGAUGCUAUUUGUCAAAACAUUCCAAAGCUGUACAAGUGCACAUGCAAACUGGGUUACAGCGGUGAAGGGAAAACGUGUGAAGACAUUGAUGAAUGUGAUAAUGACUUCAAUGGAGGCUGUGUACAUGAAUGUUUCAACAUUCCAGGCAAUUAUCGCUGCACUUGUUAUGAUGGCUUCAUGUUGGCUCACGAUGGCCAUAAUUGUCUCGAUACGGAUGAAUGCAUGUUCAACAACGGUGGUUGCCAGCACCUUUGUGUCAAUACCGUGGGGAGCUAUGAGUGUCGUUGUAAGGCAGGGUUCUUCCUGAGUGACAACCAGCACACAUGCAUUCACCAUUCCGAAGAUGGCAUGAGCUGCAUGAAUAAAGACCAUGGCUGUGCCCAUAUCUGCAGAGAAGCACCGAAAGGAGGAGUGGCAUGUGAAUGCAGACCUGGAUUUGAACUGGCCAGGAACCAGAGGGACUGCAUUUUGACAUGCAAUCAUGGGAAUGGUGGGUGUCAGCAUACUUGUGAGGAUGCCGAUGAUGGGCCCAUUUGUGGAUGUCACCCAAAGUACGCAGUGCACUCAGAUGGGAAAACCUGCCUUGAAAGAGAGGAGGCUGUAGCUGAGAUCUCUGAGAGCAAUGCCACAGCGGGAGCUGAUGUGGAUAAGCGAGUAAAGCGGCGGCUGAUCAUGGAAACGUGCGCUGUAAAUAAUGGUGGAUGCGACCGCACUUGCAAAGACACCUCGACUGGAGUUCACUGCAGCUGUCCCAUCGGAUUUACACUCCAGUUUGAUGGGAAGACAUGUAAAGAUAUUGAUGAAUGCCAGGCCAGCAAUGGAGGCUGUGAUCAUUUUUGUAAAAACACUGUUGGCAGUUUUGAUUGCAGCUGCAAAAAAGGAUUUAAAUUAUUGACCGAUGAGAAGUCUUGUCAAGACAUUGAUGAAUGUUCUUUUGAAAGGACAUGUGACCAUACGUGCAUCAAUCAUCCAGGCUCUUUUGAGUGUAGUUGUAACAAAGGAUACACUCUCUAUGGCUUCACGCAUUGUGGAGAUAUUAAUGAAUGUAGCAUCAACAAUGGAGGCUGCCAGCAGACCUGUGUGAACACACUGGGGGAUUAUGACUGUCAGUGUCAUUCCAGCCACAGAUUACACUGGAAUAAAAAGGACUGUGUCGAGAUAGAGGGGUCCCUGCCUGAUAAUAUAUCACCCAAAGUAUUGCUGUCCUGUACAAAGAGCGAUAGGAGCGAUAAAUGCAUCUUAAACUGUCCCUCCGAGGUCCAUUUGAUUUCUGGAAUGCAAGACGCCUACACUCUUACCUGUGGCAGCUCUUCUCAGCUUAAGAAAAAACAGCAAAAUACAAAUGAAUCUACUUGCCUGGAAGAUACCUCAACCAUCAAGACAAGUGUAACCUUUAAGUUUAAUGAAGGAAAAUGUCGUUUGAAAAAGACUGAGAUGUUUCAAGAAGGUCUACAACAGAAAAUACCAGAUUAUCGUAACUCAGUAAUGGAGAGCUUCUACUAUGUAAACCUAAAAUGCAGCUCUGGAAUGAAAGUUCUCGGCGCCGUCAGCAGACCCACGACAGCUAAAGAAAUGUUUAUCACAGUGGACUUUGAGCUUGAGACAAACCAACAGGAGGUGACAGACACAUGUGAUUUGAGCUGUGCUCGAAAAAGGACUGAGAAGAGACUCCGCAAAACAAUUAGAACCUUGCGGAAGGCAAUCAACAGGGAGCAAUUCCAUGUUCGUCUCUCUGGCAUGGACCAUGAAGUGGCCGAAAAGUCUCCCAGACCCUCGAAUCCACAGGAGUUCUGUGGCAUGGGACAAAUGCGUGUGGAUAAUAGAUGUGCUAACUGCAGUGUCGGAACAUACUAUGAUGGGGAACAAGAACUCUGUGUUUUAUGCCCUAAUGGAACAUACCAAGAUGAGGAAGGACAAAUAACUUGUGAACCUUGCCCAAGUCCUCAGAACCUGGGAAACCAAAAAUUAACUGGAGCUCGGGAUAUAUCCAAAUGUGGAGGUCAGUGCUCACGGGGUGAAUAUUCCUCUGAUGGCUUCAAGCCCUGUCUGCCUUGUCCCUUUGGAACAUACCAACCUGAAGCUGGCCGGACAGCCUGCUUUCCAUGUGGAGGAGGCCUGACAACAAAAUACAGCGGUGCAUCAAUGUUUCAGGACUGCGAGACGAAAGUUCAAUGUUCACCUGGUCAUUUUUAUAAUACUACAACUCACCGAUGUAUUCGCUGCACAGUUGGGACCUACCAACCUGAGUUUGGUCAAAAUUAUUGUAUUUCAUGCCCUGGAAACACCACUACUGAUUUUGAUGGAUCAACAAACAUAACCCAGUGUAAAAAUAGACACUGUGGAGGUGAACUUGGAGAUUUCACUGGAUAUGUUGAAUCCCCAAACUAUCCUGGGAAUUACCCUGCGAACAUUGAAUGUACGUGGACUAUAAAUCCACCUCCUAAGCGCCGCAUUCUGAUUGUGGUUCCAGAAAUAUUUCUGCCAAUAGAAGAUGAAUGUGGAGACUACCUGGUGAUGCGAAAAAGUUCUUCCUCCAAUUCUGUGACCACAUAUGAAACCUGCCAAACCUACGAACGCCCUAUAGCUUUCACAUCUAGGUCUAAAAAACUGUGGAUCCACUUCAAGUCAAAUGAAGGGAAUAGUGCCAAAGGAUUCCAGGUGCCUUAUGUAACAUACGAUGAGGAUUACCAGGAGCUAAUAGAAGACAUAGUUCGGGAUGGUAGACUCUAUGCAUCUGAAAAUCAUCAAGAAAUACUUAAGGAUAAGAAGCUGAUAAAGGCAUUGUUUGAUGUCUUGGCACAUCCACAGAAUUACUUCAAGUACACAGCACAAGAGUCUAGAGAGAUGUUCCCACGAUCCUUUAUUCGACUGCUGCGCUCUAAAGUUUCCAGAUUUUUGAGGCCUUACAAAUAACCGGUCCUACAUUUUGAACACUAAACAGCCCCUAAUGAUGCAGCAGAGCAUUGGGAUGGAUGAGGCUGUGUCUGAGUGUUUUGCACACUGGCAGAGAGACUGCAGGGAAGCUCUCCAAUUAGUUCUUUUGCAGAGUAUGGCUUUCAUAGCUAAUAUAAAUGUUUUUGGUGAACAGAAUUUUGAUUCCUUUCCAGAUGAUCCCUUUCGGGUCACAAGAUGCUCUCCGGGUUAAAUGUCUGUUGGAUUAGAGACUGGCAAUGUUUUCUGUAAUUAAAUGAUGCCAGGCAUGAUCUCUUCAGAGCUCUGUCCUGUUGCUGCAUCAGUAACACAAAAGCUAAUAAAUGUGGACGUGCUAAGUA
This is a messenger RNA of Caretta caretta (loggerhead turtle), 5032 nucleotides long. It is a transcript of the gene SCUBE2, whose product is annotated as signal peptide, CUB domain and EGF like domain containing 2. Gene Ontology annotation, molecular function: calcium ion binding. Lineage: Eukaryota; Metazoa; Chordata; Testudines; Cheloniidae. Gene Ontology annotation, cellular component: cell surface. The record is from RefSeq and is a predicted model, not a curated record. Gene Ontology annotation, biological process: signal transduction.